Molecule: messenger RNA, 8102 nt
Organism: Gopherus flavomarginatus (Mexican gopher tortoise)
Lineage: Eukaryota; Metazoa; Chordata; Testudines; Testudinidae
Product: late histone H2B.L4
Exons: 2
Coding region: 7684-8040 (118 amino acids)
Cellular component (GO): nucleosome
Molecular function (GO): DNA binding; protein heterodimerization activity; structural constituent of chromatin
Source: RefSeq, a predicted model, not a curated record
AAUGUCAUAUGGGACUAAAAAUGAGCACUGCACAAAAUCACUGUGUCACACUCUAAACUAAACUGGAUAAGAGAUUUCCAACUAGUAAAUAGGGAAUCAUCUAGUGCAGUCCAGCAUUGAGCUGUUCUCAACCAAUGUUCUUCAAUAUCUUUAUCAAUGAUAUAGAAGAAAAUAUAAAAUCACAGUUUGCAAAAUUUGCAAAUGACAAAAAUUUGUGGGGUGGUAAAUAGUGAUGGGGGACAGGUCAGUUGUAUAACAUUAUUUGAAAUACACAGAAAGCUGAGUGUAUCUGAACAGUGUUUCUAUACUGCCAAAUGCAAGGUCAUACAAUAGCCACAAAGAACGUAGGUCACAUUUAACGGACUAGGGAGCUGUAUUCUGGAAAGAAGUGACUCUGGAAAGGAGUUAAGAGGUUAUGGUGGAAACAUGAGCUCCUAGGGUGUAGCUGUAGCUGUUCAGUUCUGGUGUCAACAUUUCAAAAACUAUGAUUGUAAAUUGGAAAGUUUUCAGAGAAGCCGUACAAGAAUUAUUUGAGGUCUGGAAAACUUUUCUUAGUGUAAGAGACUUCAAAAGCUCCAUCUACUGAAUUUGUGCAAGAGAAGCUUAAGAGGUGACUUGAUCAUGGUCUACAAGUACCUGUAUGGGGAAAGAGAUUUCUGAUAGCAGAUGCCUUUUGGAUCUAGCAGACAAAGGCAGAAGGAGACUGAAGGACUGGGAGCCGAAGCAAGACAGUUUUUUACCAGGAAGGAUAACUAAUCAUUAGAAGAACUUCUCUAGGGGCUGUAGUGGAGUGUCUCUAACAGACUUGCUGUAGCUCAACCAGAUGUUCUGGGCGGGAUGCAGGAAUCCCUGGCUGAGAUUCUCUUCCCUGGGCUAAGCAGGAGGCCAUCCUGGCUGAUUAGAAUAGUCUCUUGUGCCCUUACUCUAGGAAUUAAACUGGUCUGACUACCUGACAGGUUUAUGGAUUUAUCAUGCUGAACACCCAUCUUCAGAAGGCCAGCAGCAAGGCCUGGGAAGCUUGGAGUGCAGAUGAAGUGGGUGGGUGGAGGGGGAAAGAGAAUGCUUUUAAUUAACAAAAAUAAUGUACAAAUCUGACCAAAUUAUUCAGAGUAACAGCCCGUGUCCCAUAUGUAUUGUGAUUGGCUAUGUUCAAAGGGUGAGCAGCCACUCAGAGAUCACAUGUGACUACAUGUCAUGUCUCAGCUGAAGCUCAAGCAGUGUGCAGGUGAGUUGUGCCUGUCCAGGGCUAGGGACCAACAAAACCUGGCUGCAAAGGGCUGAUUUGGAUAGUUGAACAAUAACCACAAACUCAUGCAUACAAGGUGCUCUCAUGGCUCCAGAGAGCCUCCUUGUGGCAGGCAUUCCAUGCUCACUGGCCAAGAGCAAGGGGCAGUAAUGCCCGGCACACACCUCAUAUUCCUCUGGCCACUGCACAGCAACUCCGGACAUGCCCAUCUUAAGUAAAUGAGAGUUCAGUAAAUUAAUGGGAAUAGAUUGUAAGGCCAGAAGGCAUGGCUGUGAUCAUCCGGUCUGGCCACCUGCAUCAUCCAGGCCUUAGGAAGGGACCUCAAGUUCUGUUAGUCCAGCCCCUGGACCAAGCAUACUUAGGCUGACCAUCCCUGGCUUCCCUGCAUUAAUUCCUGUUUGAACUAGAGCAUAUCUUCUAGAAGAGCAUCCACGCGGGGGAGGGAUAGCUCAGUGGUUUGAGCAUUGGCCUGCUAAACCCAGGGUUGUGAGUUUAGGGAUCUGGUGCAAAAAUCUGUCUGGGGAUUGGUGCUGCUUUGAGCAGGGGGUUGGACUAGAUACCUCCUGAGGUCCCUUCCAACCCUGAGAUUCUAUGGUUCUAAGUUGUUCCAAUGGUUCAUAACCUUCACUGUUAAACAUUUGCACCUUAUUGCUAGUAUGAAUUUGUCUAGCUUCAGCUUCUAGCCCGGGGAUCUUGUUAUACCUUUGUCUGCUCGAUGGAAGAACCCUUUGUCCAAUUUCUGUUCUCCAUGUGUGUACUUGCAGACUUUGAUCAAGUCAUCCCUUCAGUUGUUCUGGGUUAAACUAAAUAGUUUGAGCUCUUUGGGUGAAAUCUACAAAGGUACUUGGGCAUUGCAAUGCUGAGCAUCAUGGGGCCUAGGAAAUCACAGGAACAACACUGCAAUCCCCAAAGCCUGAGUUCCGUGCGUAGGCUCCCUCUGUGAUGAAUAGGGAGAGAUGUGAGCCUGAGAAUGCAAUCCCCAAAGCCAGCAUGGGAGGGAGGGAGAUGUCGAUGAGAAGGGUGUGCAUGAAGUCCAUCCCUUCUCGAGCACCCAUGUCCAGGCUGCAAGGAAUUGCCUGUCUCUGCUUAGUGAUCCAUGAAUCCUGCCCCUAGAGGCAGGUGGCUUAGUAUCCUGAGUGUUUCCACACAAAACAUCCAGAAGAGGAGGUGGUGCCCAUAUAACUUUUAAUCCAGGGUUUAGAGCACUUAGAUGGGAUGUGGGGGAGCUGGGUUCAAUUCCCCCUUCUCUGCCAGAGUUGGAGAAAAGAUUUGAACAGGGGUCUCCCACCACUCAGUGCUUGCAUGGGGAAGUUAUGGAAUAUUCUGAUGUAGGCACCCUCAGUCACUCUCUUUGAAGCUGUUCCACUGCAGAUUAAAUCAUUAAAAAGUGACUGGUGCAAGGGGACCAUAAUUGGAGUCUCCCCCCUCCCAGGGGAUGGCGCGUGCCCUAACCACUGGACUGCAGAGUUAUUCUCUCACUCUCUGGCCGUAUAACUAUUAAGUAUUAUUCCACAGUAUAAUAGAACUACCACCACCUCUUCCUCCUCCUGGAUUUUGAUUGGAACCUGAUCCAGUAGGCAGCCUCUGAGUAUGCCUACAGGAUUAGGCCCUGCAUGUGACUUUAGACAGCCAAACGGAGAGAGAAUAAGACUGAGAAUAUACAAUUGCCCGUAUAUAAAUCGAUGGUACACCCACAUCUCGAAUACUGUGUGCAGAUGUGGUCUCCUCAUCUCAAAAAAGAUAUACUGGCCCUAGAAUAGGUUCAGAGAAGGGCAACUAAAAUGAUUAGGGGUUUGGAGAGAGUCCCAUAUGAGGAGAGAUUAAAGAAGCUAGGCCUCUUCAUCUUGGAAAAGAGGAGACUAAGGGGGGGAUAUGAUAGAGGUAUAUAAAAUCAUAAGUGAUGUAGAGAAAGUGGAUAAGGAAAAGUUAUUUACUUAUUCCCAUAAUACAAGAACUAGGGGUCACCAAAUGAAAUUAAUAGGCAGCAGGUUUAAAACAAAUAAAAGGAAGUUCUUCAUGCAGUGCACAGUCAACUUGUGGAACUCCUUACCUGAGGAGGUGGUGAAGGCUGGGACUAUAACAGCGUUUAAAAGAGAACUGGAUAAAUUCAUGGUGGUUAAGUCCAUAAAUGGCUAUUAGCCAGGAUGGGUAAGGAAUGGUGUCCCAAGCCAUGUUUGUCAGAGGAUGGAGGUGGAUGGCAGGAGAGAGAUCACUUCAUCAUUGCUUGUUAGGUUCACUCCCUCUGGGACACCUGGCAUUGGCCGCUGUCGGUAGAGAGAUACUGGGCUAGAUGGACCUUUGGUCUAACCCGGUACAGCCGUUCUUAUGUUCUUGCCUGGCUUGUGAAUUGCUCUGAGCCUUAGGUGGGAGACAGGCAUUUGGACACCCGAGGAGAGGCCGCAGCGCCUCACAUGCCCAGAAAUAUAAACAUAGGUGGCGAAGAAACUUUUACCCUGAAAACCUAGGUGUUGGGUGAGUUUAGGUGCCUAACUAUUGCUGUGGAUCUGGGCCCUUGAGUCUAUUACUAUAAGGCAGGUUUUCCAGUUUUUUAAUCAUUGUCAAAGUUCUCUGACCUCGGUGCAAUUUAUCACCAUCCUUGUAUUAGCAGGAGUGUUGCAAGCAAGACACAAGAAGUAAUUCUUCUGCUCUACUCCUUGCUGAUUAGGCCUCAACCGAAGUAUUGUAUCCAAUUCUGGACGCCAUAUUUCAGGAAAAAUGUGGACAAAUUGGAGAAAGUACAGAGAAAAGCAACAAAAAUUAUUAAAGGUCUAGAAAACAUGACCUAUGGGGGAAGAUUAAAAAAAUUGUGUUUAUUUAGUCUGGAAAAGAGAAGACUGAAAGGGGACAUGAUAGUUUUCAAGUACAUAAAAGGUUGUUACAAGGAAGAGGGAGAAAAAUUCUAGUUCUUAACCUCUGAGAGUAGGACAAGAAGCAAUGGGCUUAAAUUGCAGCAAGGGCGGUUUAGGUUGGACAUUAGGAAAAACUUCCUGUCGUGGUGGUUAGGGACUGGAAUAAAUUGCCUAGGGAGGUUGUGGAAUCUUCAUCACUGGAGAUGUCAAGGCUGAUUCCCCACUCUGGCACUUAGAGUGCAGAAGAUGGGGGCCCGCAAGGAUUCUAAAAAUUAAUACUGGCCACUCCAGGCUGGUAUUAAACUCCCAAGGUUACAGCUUUUCUCUGACCUUGGAUUGGUAAAUGCUGCCACCACCCAAGUGCAGAACCCCUUUGAAAGCCCAGGAAGGUGUACUUGGGAAUUCCUUCCUGUGGGUACCCUCAAGCCCCUUCCACCACCUCCACUCCCAAGGAAGAGCUGAGAAAGAAGGGGUGGGGGAGGAAAUCAGCUGUUGCCACCAGCUAAUUAAACAACAUAUGCACAAACCUCUUAAGACACAAAAAUCCAAUUCUGUUCUUAAAAUAGGUAAAUUUUAUUUUUAAAAAAGGAAGAAAAUACAUCUGGGAACUCAGGCUAUUGCUCGAUUUUAAAAGAGCUACUACCAGGAUUAAGCACCAAGAAUAGCUUCCUUGAGGUUCAGUUUAAAGGAUACAAGCAAAACAAAAGCACCUGAGGUUAGCAUAGAGGAAUCUACAAACCAUAAAAAAACAUAAAGGAUAAACCUAAUUGCAUCUUCCUAAACGUUUCCUGAUCUACUUACAUAUCUGGGGUUUUAAAUAAGUAGUUUUUAGGUAUGAUACUGAUGAUUUUUUUAUACUUGGCCCCAGCUUCUUACAGCAUAGCUGCUGCCCGGUCCAUCUCUCCCCAGGAGAACAACAACAGACAGACAAAAGGGGAGUCCUUUUUCAAUUUUAAAAAGUUCUUGCCUUCCCAUUGGCUCUUUUGGCCAGGUGCCCACUCACUUCCUUUUACCUAUGCAUCGCAGUGUGACUUUUUAACCCUUUACAGGUAGAGCAAUUAGAGAACAGCUACUAAGAGGGGUUUUAUAGCUACUGACUGGUUGGGUGUCCAUAAAAGGGAGCUUCCUCCCCUCCCCUUUCAUUUAUCACACAAGAUUUCUAAGAGCAGGUUAGACAAACCCCUUUCAGGAAGCUCUAGAUCAGUGGUUCUCAAACUUUUGUACUGGUGACCCCUUUCACAUAGAAAGCCUCUGAGUGAGAACCCCCCCCCUUAUAAAUUAAAAACACUUUUAAUAUAUUUAACACCUUUAUAAAUGCUGGAGGCAAAGCAGGGUUUGGGGUAGAGGCUGAGAACUCAUGACUCCCCAUGUAAGAACCAUGUGACCCCCUGAGGGGUCCUGACCCCCAAUCUGAGAACCCCUGGUCUAGAUAAUACAUAGUCCUGCCAUGAGUGCAGGGGACUGGACUAGAUGAUCUCUUAAGGCCCUUUCACUCCUAUCAUUCUAUGAUUCUUGAAUUAUGAGCCCCAGAACUGGAGGCAGUGCUGCAGAAGUGGCUGCACCAGAGCCAAAUACAGGGGUAGUGUAACCUUGCUACUUUUACUCAAUAUUCCCAUUUAUACCUCCAAGGAUCACAUUAGCCGCUUUGUGCACAGUGGUGGCUGGGGGCUCAUGUUCAGUCAAUGAGGCAUCAGGACCCAAGUCUUUUCCAGAGUCACUGCUUCCCAGGAUAGAGUCUGCCAUUCUGUAAAUAUGGUCUUCAUGCUUUGUUCCUAGCUGGGUAAGGACAUUUGGCCAGAUUAAAACACACAUUGUUUGCUUGUGUCCAGUUUACCAAGUGGUCCAGAUUGCUCCAUUAUUUACCUCUCCCUCAGUCUCUGUGUUGUCUGCCAACUUAACCAGGAAUGAUUUUGUUUUCUUCCAGGUCUCUAAUAAAAAUAUUAAAUAGUUUAGGGCCAAGAACUGAUCCCUGCAGUACCCCACUAGAAACAUACCUGCUGGAUGAUGAUUCCCUGUUUAGUUACAUUUUUGAGAUCUGUCACUUUGCCAGUUUUUAAUCCAUUUAGUAUGUGUCAUGUUAAUUUUGUAUAAUUCUGUUUUUCAUCAAAAUGUCCUGUGGCACCAAUUGACAUGCCUUACAGAAGCCCAUUCCAUAAACAUUGUUGCCUUUUAUCAACACAGUUUGCGAGCCAUUCUGCAAGCCAGUGAUGCAGGGGCAGCUGUGUGUCACAUCUGAUCCACACGUGGCCUCUAGCCAAGCAGAGAUCCUGACACUGACAAACCUCUAAUCUCGGGGUGGCCCAUCCGCCAGGCUGGACACAGGGCCUGAUGCUGAUAGACUCCUCUGAGCCCUAGGAACAAGUUCUGACUGACCCACCUCUCCCAUCCCCAUCGGAGUUGGGGUCUGACACUGGUGUCUUCUGCUCACUACUAGAGCCAGACUCUCCUGCGCUUCCAACCCCUUUCCCAGCACUGUGCAUUGAUUGACACUGAUUCCUCCAGCCAGGUGCAGAUGGGAAGCCAGACGGGGCUCGCAGAAGUGGCACAUUUAUUAGUGUUUGUUUGGAUUUUCCUUUUAUGAGAUGUCUUUUAUGGUUCUUAAUCAUCUGAAGUAAUCUCUUCUCAUCAGUGGGACGUUGGAUAGAAAGUACCUCGGUCUGUCCUCCAUCACAUUGGCUGCACAGUCACUCCUCUCUCCUUGAUUUAGCUGGGGAUUGGUCCUGCUUUGAGCAGGAGGUUGGACUAGAUGACCUACUGAGGUCCCUUCCAACCCUGAUAUUCUGUGAUUCUCUCUGGGUUAAGACUGCUUUGUACCUGAUUCUUACCACUAGUUUGUGGUCACUGAUUCAUCCCCAGGAGAGCUCCAGAGACCCCCCCCCCCCCGCAGCCCUGCAUAUCCCCCAAGGGUGAAGAGAUUCACGCCGGACCAAAGACCAGGGGCGUCCAUGGAGGCACUACUGCCAUAGAGUUCACCCCAGUCUUUGCAAUGUGUCCUCUUUUUGUGAGUGGGACAUGUCUCCAGAGAGCUGCCUGGGCUAGUUUGGACUGGGGAUAGGGUCACGCUGGCUCUCAGGGGUCACCUCACUGUGAUUGUUCAGCUACAGAGUCAGUGUUUCCUUCUUGCUGCACACAUACUUUGCCUCCAGCUGGUUCCAGCAGCUCUUGGGGGAAGUUGGUCAGUCCCUCUUUUAUGAUUUGCAGUCUUCCCACCAAGCAGGGGUAGAUUUAGGAAACAACUCUCCAACACCCAGUAAAGACCCAUACUGGGUCUAUUGGGGACAAACCCCCAACCUUUGGCCCUGUGCUGGGCUGGUGGAACCUGGCUCCCUGUGAGGGGCUCAGGGGUCUGCCUUUCUUAGACUUUGGCAGUUUGCCAGACCAAUACAAUUUCAUUGAACCAAAUUAGUUUCCUCUGAGUUCCUCUCUGGGCUAGUGGGGCUCUCACCCAAGGAAGAAUUGCUGGCUGGAUCCACUCUGGGAAGCUCCUCCCCUCCUUAGCGGUCUCACCUGUGGCAGGUGAUACCCUCAUUAUAUAGCUAUCCCUAGUGGUUUACAGCCUGGCUUGUGGUGCCUGGAGAGUUAUCAAGAAUGAGUGCAGAAGCUGGGAAGAAGCGAGGCCGAGGCCCUGUCUCUGGGGACAAGAAAUCUAAGCGGAAGGUGAAGAGGAGGGAGACCUACUCAGUCUAUAUCUACAAAGUGCUGAAACAAGUUCACCCUGACACUGGCAUCUCCUCUAAGGCCAUGAGCAUCAUGAACUCCUUUGUGAAUGAUGUCUUCGAGCGCAUUGCCACAGAGGCCUCCCGCCUAGCCCAGUACAACAAGCGCUCCACUAUCACCAGCCGCGAGGUGCAGACCGCCGUCCGCCUGCUGCUGCCGGGGGAGCUGGCCAAGCACGCUGUGUCUGAGGGCACCAAAGCAGUCACCAAAUACACCAGCAGCAAGUGACUGCAAAGGCAGCGUGGGGUGGGGGGCUGUGGAGCUGAUGACUCUGUUCCUACCCACAGGAA